Molecule: messenger RNA, 354 nt
Organism: Ustilago hordei
Lineage: Eukaryota; Fungi; Basidiomycota; Ustilaginomycetes; Ustilaginales; Ustilaginaceae
Exons: 1
Coding region: 1-354 (117 amino acids)
Source: RefSeq, a predicted model, not a curated record
AUGAGCGCAAUCAUAGCAGAAAUCCAUCUCGACACGUCCUUCUCGUCAGAAGACAAGCCUUUGCCCACCACACCGAUCCCCUUGACAAACACAUCAGGAACAGCGCUUGCACCAAGCACAGAACUCCACAUACCCCUCACAACCCAGAGCGACGCGAACAAGCCGCAACGGCUAGUCGACUUGGCAGAUGUAAUGGACGAAGCAAGAGCAAGAUUGAAUCAGGUGCUAACAAGUUGGAAGGAUUGGGCUGGGAAGGAAGAGGUGCCUGGGACAGCGGCGAAGAAGGACGGAGAAGAUGAGGAGGAGCAAGAUGAUGAGGAGCAAGAAGAUGAGGAGCAAGAAGAGAAAGAGUAA